Molecule: messenger RNA, 869 nt
Organism: Nerophis lumbriciformis (worm pipefish)
Lineage: Eukaryota; Metazoa; Chordata; Actinopteri; Syngnathiformes; Syngnathidae
Product: lactoylglutathione lyase-like
Molecular function (GO): metal ion binding; lactoylglutathione lyase activity
Source: RefSeq, a predicted model, not a curated record
GCGCCCGAAGGCUGCCGAUGUGUUGACGAUCUUUACCGAGCUCCCCCUCUUUAAAGUAACAUGUCAUCCAGGUACUGACUACAUACAACCUCACAAAAAUGAGUGACAAAGGUCUAUCGGACGAGCUGGUGGCGGCAGCUUGUAAAGAUGCGGAUCCAGUAACCAAGGACUUCAUGAUGCAGCAGACGAUGCUGCGAGUGAAAGAUCCGGUCAAAUCCUUGGAUUUCUACACCAGAAUCCUCGGCAUGACGCUGCUGCAGAAGUUUGACUUCCCCUCCAUGAGGUUCUCCCUCUUCUUCCUGGGCUACGAGGACAAGAACGAGAUCCCCGCCGACCUGACCGACCGGACUUCCUGGACCUUUUCCCGGAGGGCCACCAUCGAGCUGACACAUAACUGGGGGUCAGAGUCGGAUGAAAGUCAGUCCUACCACAACGGCAAUGCAGAUCCACGUGGGUUUGGACACAUCGGGAUCGCCGUUCCCGACGUCAAAAAAGCGUGCAAACUGUUCGAAGAGCAAGACGUUACGUUUGUCAAGAAGCCAGAUGAUGGUAAAAUUAAAGGUCUGGCAUUCAUUCAGGACCCUGACGGCUACUGGAUCGAGAUCCUAAGUCCCAACAAUAUGAUGUCCAUCACCAGCUAAUUAAGAGGAGGGAAGAACGUUGUGCAUUAAGAGACGAUGACGUCUUGGAGGGGAAAAGGCAGCAAAAUUACUCGGGUGACACAUUUAAUUUGGAGCUGUACUAAAGAGGGACAGUUGGUUAGCGCUUACAUUUGAACCUUUAACUUUUGUUCUUAUAUCAACUGCUUAGGUAACGAUGUGGUGCUGUCUAAGAUGUCUAAUAAAUGUUAGAGCUCCUGUUCAAAUGCA